UAUGCAAUGGGCUUGUAAAGGGCUUGUGUGAUUACAAUCUGAUGUGUCACUUACUGAUACAGUCUCUUUUCUGGCUUAGCCAAUAAUUAUAUGCUGAUUAUCUCAUUUAUUUCUCUUCAGUUAGCACAGAGAGACGAUGGUGUCGAGUCCUCAUGUCGAGUAUAUAUGAACACGAGCUUCUUCUGUCCUACGAAAUGAAACAAUAUGACAUCCCAAGCUAACAUUGCACAGCCAGAACACCAAUUAUCAAAUAUCCUACUCUCUAAUCUCAUCGACACAGCGCCAAACACCCACUCCCCUCACAAUGGCCACCACAAAGAUCUCCACCAUCACUGCAGACGGCGUAGACAUCUUCUACCGUCACGCGGGCCCCUCACUGCCCACCACGCCCACCAUUCUCCUCCUGCACGGCUUCCCCUCCAGCAGCCACAUGUUCCGCAACCUCAUCCCCCUCCUCGCCGCCCGCGGCUACCGCGUCAUCGCCCCAGACCUCCCAGGCUUCGGCUUCACGCGCGUGCCCCGCGAGCGCAGCUACACCUACACCUUUGCCAGCCUCGCCACCACCGUCGAGGCCUUUGUCGACACCCUAGGCCUCCAGCGCCUCGCCGUCUACAUCUUCGACUACGGCGCCCCAGCAGGCCUGCGCCUGGCUCUGCGCCGCCCAGACCUCGUCGCCGCCCUCGUCACGCAGAACGGCAACGCCUAUGCCGAGGGACUGGGCAAGGUCUUCUGGGCCCCACUGCAGAGGUACUGGGCGUCCGGCUCCACGGCCGACCGCGAGGCCCUGCGCGCCGCCCUCACGCUGCCCGCCACGCGCGCCCAGUACGUCGACGGCCACCCGAACCCGGCCCAGCUGCCGCCCGAGGCCUGGACGCUCGACCAGGCGCUGCUUGACGCGGGCAGCGGCGCCAGCGGUGCCGAGGCUCAGCUUGACUUGUUCUAUGACUACCGCACCAACGUCGAGAUGUACCCGGCGUUCCAGCGGUACCUGCGGGAGUCGGGCGUGCCGGUGCUGGCGGUCUGGGGGCGCAAUGAUGAGAUCUUUGUGCCGGCCGGGGCGGAGGCGUUUGCGCGGGAUGUGCCUGCGGAGAGGCUGGUGGUGAGGUGGUUGGAUGCUGGGCAUUUUGCGCUGGAGACGAAUGAGGAGGAGGUUGCGGCGGAGAUGGGAGCGUUUUUGGAGGCGAUGAAGGUUUUUGGGUGAGGGUGUACCGGGAUGCAGCUGUUUUGCUGGAUGUGUCGUAUACUGGUCCAACUACAUAAGCUUAUUAUUAUUAUUAGAUGAGGCGAAUAAGGAGUUCAAGAGAUGGUUUUCAUGCAGUGGUGAGAGAUAAAUGAAAUAGCUGCUUCUGAAGCUGGUUGCAUACUU
Cryphonectria parasitica EP155 is the source of this 1366-nucleotide messenger RNA. RefSeq names its product alpha/beta-hydrolase. The record is from RefSeq and is a predicted model, not a curated record. Lineage: Eukaryota; Fungi; Ascomycota; Sordariomycetes; Diaporthales; Cryphonectriaceae. Gene Ontology annotation, molecular function: epoxide hydrolase activity. Bases 305 to 1201 code for a protein of 298 amino acids. The transcript has a single exon.